This is a messenger RNA of Pocillopora meandrina, 2019 nucleotides long. The record is from the annotation of a GenBank genome assembly. Lineage: Eukaryota; Metazoa; Cnidaria; Anthozoa; Scleractinia; Pocilloporidae.
GUUCUAGGUGAAAGAACAGCAACCGUCUCAGAGGUCCCUGACUAAAAUGAAGACCUCAUGCAGUCUUGUAUUGGCCAUAAUUUUCGCCAUAUUUGUUAUAGGUAGGUUUAUCUAUAGAUUUGUAUUAUUGAUUUAAGAUUUAAAUCUAAUAAUUUGAAAUGUAUUCAUCAUUAAUUCUGCAGCUCUUUGUAUCAACUUUGUAACUCUCUGAUCUAAAAAUCUAUGUCGAUAGACAAGCACUCAUCACUUUCAGAAUCACAUUUCUUUGAAAGAUAUCGCAUAAAUCAUUUUGCGGUGAAGAUUAAAAGAAAAAAUUUCAGUUUUUAACUGAGAUCAAAACCUCGGAUACAAAGCGUAAACAAUCGGUUGUCACAAAUAUUUCAGACUAAAUAGGCGUCUACAAAAUUAUCGAAUGAAAGCAAUUGAUAAAUUUAAGUCUAGUCUUACAUGCCAUCUAGCCAAAAACCCUCUUAAAAAAUCGCUUUCUGGUCACGAGAUUUUCAAAAAAUUUUCAAUUUCUUAAUUUCAUACGUGGAAUAAUAUGUUCGUCUUUUACUCUGCUGUCGAUAUGGAUUCAGCUGGGCCGAUAGAUCAUCGUUAAGUUCUCCAAGUGAACAUUUAGCAUUGAAUACUUUUCAUGUCAGCAGCAAACGAGAAAGAUUCGGCCUGUUGUAAAUUUAAAGGAAAUGGUAAAUAUUACUUUGCUUCUUGAUACCAAUUCUGGUUAGGGCUUUGAAGCAUUAUCCUCAAUUUCUCACAAAUGACAAAAUUUCUAUGCAUAACAUUGUGAAUUGGUUUUAUCAGCAGUUUUUCUGUUCACGAAUUAUGAUAGAAAGAUAUGUUCAUCCAGUCAUGAAGCACAAUGGCAAGUUAGAGGAAAGCUUCCAACAGAAACCUUGUGAUUUUCCUCGCCACUAUUUGAAAGGACACAUACAGUGUUGAGAUUUGACGUGUUUUGAGAUUCGAAAGAGUAACCUGACUUUUCAACAAUUGUCUUUAAUGUGUCGGAGAUUCUGAAACUUGCUUAGCAACCUGGCCGCCAACCUCUGGGGUCUGAAGUCAAUUUAUCUCAUUUUUUCCGUUUUUUUUUAUCUUUUUGAACAAUUAGGAGAUAGACAGGGUGGAAUUCUCAACCCAAGAAAUGAAUAUAUUGUAGGUGGCGUAUAGCGUUGUAAACAAAGCUGAGAAAAAAGAAAGAAAGUAAAAAUAGAAAGCGGCUUUCUGCGAGCUCUGCAUUCAGGUUUCGUUGCGGCCAGGUUACUAAGUUUUGUAAAAAUCCUUUGUAAAAUGGAGGUCACAGUCGAUUAUAGCACAUUCCAAGACCAUAUUCGAACAGCUAGGCAACUCUGAAAUUUCCAACCGUAACAGUAACUUUGUAUAUUUACUUUUCAAUGAUAAAGAUAUGAAGCAUUCCUCUCAGUUAAAUAACGGUAUUACGGAAUGAGUAUGCGCAACUUGAAGUUAUUUGACUGCUCUAAAUUAAAUUUUGCAGAUACGAACAUACUCUUUAGCUCGUAAUCUUUCAUAUGUCGAUGAACGAAUUUGUUUCAUAAGCUUGUAGUUACAUAGGUAAAAUGGACAAAGUUUAUGAGAGAUUUUCAUUUCGUUCCUCAUACUAGGUUAUACAAAAGGGCGGCCAGAUUUCUGCAACCUUGACGCCGAAGGUGGUCGUUGUAUGGCAUACCUGAGGAGGUAUUACUUCGACCAAAAUGCUGGUACCUGCAAAGAAUUUAUCUAUGGCGGCUGUGAAGGCAACAGCAACAAUUUUGAGUCACUGGCAGAUUGUCAAAACACUUGUGGAAUGAAGGAAACUCUGCGCUAAAGAUGAAAUAAGUUAAGCUUCAUUGUGUAAAACGCUUUCUCCAUCAAGCCUUCGAUGCCAUUUUGUUCAGUUUUCAGACAUAUGUACCGUAGAACCGAGAUUACGAAAAGAAGUAUUUUAUCAGGACGGUAAACUUUGUUGAAGACUCAAGUAGUAUUGAUAAUAAUAUAGAUAAAUAAAAUGUUGAAUCAUCGUGG